Messenger RNA from Centrocercus urophasianus (Greater sage-grouse), 2364 nucleotides. RefSeq names its product nuclear receptor subfamily 1 group H member 3 (gene NR1H3). Gene Ontology annotation, biological process: lipid metabolic process; negative regulation of inflammatory response; positive regulation of transcription by RNA polymerase II. The record is from RefSeq and is a predicted model, not a curated record. The transcript has 10 exons. Gene Ontology annotation, molecular function: RNA polymerase II cis-regulatory region sequence-specific DNA binding; nuclear receptor activity; zinc ion binding. Lineage: Eukaryota; Metazoa; Chordata; Aves; Galliformes; Phasianidae. The coding region runs from base 256 to 1815 and encodes 519 amino acids.
GGUGCUGGAGGGUAGAGACCAGUUUGAGAGAGGGUGAUCUGUCAGUGAAUCAGACUGUGUCUUCCUCAGAGGAGCCAUCAGCACUUUUGGGCUCUGAUACUGAAGAGAUGGGCUGAGACCACCUGGUACUUCCUUUCUGACUUUCGGUAGCAGGGAAAAACUAAAGACCUUGAAGAAAGUUGCCUGCUGCUCCUUACUCUGCAGUAAAAAUGCUGCAGAGAUGAGAUUAUAGCAAGCCCUUCCUGUGUGGCCUCCAUGGGUCCCACUCAACUCAGCACACAGGACCAUGGGAAGAGGGUGGCAAGUGUAUUUGAGAUGGAGGAGGAAGGCCUUUCAGUCUUCUCUGGCUCAGAGAACCCCCCUAAGCAUGCAGAAAAUCCCCCGCUGAAGCGGAAGAAGGGCCCGGCCCCCAAGAUGCUGGGAAAUGAAGUCUGCAGUGUGUGCGGGGACAAGGCCUCGGGCUUCCACUACAACGUGCUGAGUUGUGAAGGCUGCAAGGGCUUCUUCCGCCGCAGUGUCAUCAAGGGCGCCCAGUACGUCUGCAAGAACGGCGGCAAGUGUGAGAUGGACAUGUAUAUGCGGCGCAAGUGCCAGGAGUGCCGGCUGCGCAAGUGCCAGGAGGCAGGCAUGCGGGAGCAGUAUGUUCUGUCUGAAGAGCAGAUUCGGCUGAAAAAGCUGAAGAAGCAGGAGGACGAUCAGGCGCGGACAGUCGUGGUGCGUCCAAACCCUCCACAGCCACCAAGUCCUUCCCACCAGCUGACACCUGAACAGUUAAACAUGAUUGAAAAGCUUGUGGCUGCUCAACAGCAGUGCAACCAGCGCUCGUUCACUGACAGGAUCAAAGUGACGCCAUGGCCCCAAGUUCCUGACCCUAAUAACCGUGAAGCAAGGCAGCAGCGUUUUGCUCACUUUACAGAACUUGCAAUUAUCUCUGUGCAAGAGAUUGUGGACUUUGCCAAGCAACUACCUGGCUUCCGGGAGCUCACGAGGGAAGAUCAGAUUGCUUUGUUGAAGACAUCUACCAUAGAGGUGAUGUUGUUGGAGACAUCUCGGCGCUACAAUCCAGAGAUUGAGAGCAUCACUUUUCUGAAGGACCUGAGCUAUAAUCGGGAUGACUUCGCCAAAGCAGGUCUGCAGUUUGAGUUCAUUAACCCCAUCUUUGAGUUCUCAAAGGGAAUGAAUGAGCUGCAACUCAAUGAUGCUGAAUAUGCACUUUUAAUCGCCAUCAACAUUUUCUCUGCAGAUCGACCGAAUGUGCAGGACCAGUCCCUGGUGGAGAGACUACAGCACACCUAUGUGGAAGCCCUUCAUUCGUACAUUUGCAUCAAUAGACCAAAUGAUCACCUGAUGUUUCCACGGAUGUUAAUGAAGCUGGUCAGUCUUCGGACACUAAGUAGUGUUCACUCUGAACAGGGGUGGAAGAGAAGAGAGAAAGGUGGGAAGGACUGGUACCUAGGCAAGGUAGGUGUGGUGGAAGGAUCUCCAAAACUUGCAAGAAUUUGGAGCAUAUGGCAUGUGUUCCAAGGUGAGUGUGAAGAUGUAUCGGCCAAGGAGAGAGGACACACUGCUCUUAGUGAAAUAUGUGGGCAUUGCACAAGCUGUGGGCUGCACAACUCUCAGAUCGUGGGCUGCAGGAAUAUUGAGUGUUACUUCCUCUGCUUGCAUCUUCUUCCUCAUGCCAAAGUCUUUCCAAGGUACUUUCUCAAAGUUCCAGUGGUUAUGAUGGGAUAUGGAGGUCCCUGCUGUAUGAGGAGUGCCAACUGCUUUAGAAGGACACUUGGGUCCUGUAUCCUUCCUUCACGUUGGGCACAGUGAGAGCCACGCUGGAUUUAUGCCCCGCAUUCUUAAGUAUCCACAUCCAUAAGUAUUCUGGGACUUAAAGCAAUACUUGUCUGACAAGAGAAGCAUACUGUUCCAAAAUAUGUUCCUUAUUUUCCAAGAAACAGCAUCUUUAGGGCUGAUCUCAGAGAUGUAACCUGAAGUAUCCUGGUAGUUUGGUCUCAUGAGUCUUCUCUGUCAUAGGGGUCUGUUUGCUUGCCUGGUGAGCAUCCCGAGAGCCUACAUUCACAUGGCUCGUGUUGGUUUUUUUGUUGGUUUGUUGUUAAUUUUUGGCUGUGUAUCUGAGCGCUAUGCCCGUGGUGAGGGUAUUGUGUCCAUUUUGCACUUGAGGUUGGUCCCUUGCCACUGGCCUUCACUCUGCACCUUUGUAAAGCACUUGUAACAAUCCGUAAAAUAAUCUGUUGUUUUUUAUAACUCAUUGCAAUUGCAAAAAAAAAAAAAAAAAUCUUGUUUAAAUCUGUAUUUUUAACUAAUCUGUUUGAGAAAUGUUAAUGUUUAUAUAAAAGAAUAAAGCCUAAUACAGGA